AUGUUCUUGCCAAGACUUUCAGGUAAGGCUAUGUUGCAAGCUUCAUUUCACUGGCCUCCUCUUAUUCCUUUACGUCUAGAUCUGAUUUUCAUAAUCUUAUUUGUUUUUCUAGGCUUAGUACUAGCGAUCUUGGCAUUCAUGAUUGGUAAGUAUGAUCAGUGUGCCCUCUCUUAAUUAACAAGUCUGUUUCUCUCAACCCACUUCAAUUCGACGAACCGUCCGAAAAGCUGAGGUUAUUGUAAUUACAUGUAAAGCGGAACGACGUAACUUUCGAUAACAUUCCUUGGUAAAUCUCUUACCAUAGCCAACAAAAGUACUAGAGAAAUUUCUCAGGUUUCCUUAAAUACUUUAAAAUAUUACCCGCAUAUAUACUGCUAUCAAUUUUAUGGGAAUGAAAAAUGAUACAUUUUUUAAAAUUUAGUAUCGCAUAUGUUUGGCCACAAAUCCUAGAUUGGUAAUUUUACAGAAAUAAAGGUAUGACUCUCAGAUCUAUUUAUUGUAAGGUGUCGAUUUGCGUUCAAAGUCGACAGUUCGUUCUUUGAACAGAUGAGAACUAAAACAUUAAUUAACAGGUACCACUAAUGUUUAUUCUUAUAAAUUGCCAGGUUCUACAAUCGCCAAUAUCGAAGUGGUGGACACAAACCCAGGUAUCGCAUAAAGGAUUGUUCUAUCAAAGUAACGGUGAUAAUUAAACGGAUGUCAAAGCUUGUAAAUUUGCCAUGGUUUAAUGGCCAUGGUUUAACGAGUUUAUACAAAAAAAAUAUUAAGGAGAUGUACCCCUUUGAUCGAGUUUACACCUUAUCAGCCCGAGAGGUCCUGGGACACAGCACGCUGUCCGGAAAAGGAAUUUUUUUGUAAUGAAAAUGAUCGAGUUUACAAACAGGAAAUAAUGAUUUUCUUGAAAUGAUUCUGUAUAUGUUAGUAGGAGCCGAUUACUGAUGUUAGAAAGUAGUAUAAGCUUAUUUUGAGCUUAUUGCCGUCAAGAAGUGUUAGGGGAGUUUGUAUGCAUCUCUCAUCUCUAGUAGACGUACGCAAAAGAAAUUUAUUAGCUAUAUCUUGGUUAUUUUUUCAUUCGCUCACUCAUCCCUUAAUAUUUGCCUACAGAUUUUAUUGGCUGUUACAAGGACGACAAAACAUUAGACGACAACUUUCACCUUAUCAAUGCUCGAGCUCUUGGAUACCAGGUUGAAAGAUAUGCAACGAAACAAGACUGUGUAGACCAGUGUGCUGCUAAGGGAUUCCUUUACGCUGGUCUUCAAAAUGGUGACCUCUGUUUCUGUGGAAACAAUUUUGAUAAAUAUGGACGUGCAGAUGACUCGGAAUGUGAUAUCAAAUGUAGAAAACCUGACGAAGUUAUCGAACACACUAACAAUCCCUUUGAUUCAUGUGGCGGUCGAUGGAGAAAUUCCGUGUACGCGGGUAGGUAAACGGUUAGCAUGCGUAGCACGCCUCCUUUUUUGGUGUGUUUUUUCCUGUUCGGUUCGUAAAGUAAGAGACAAAAACGCACGACUCUUUAGGUUGUACGGGAAAACGACGGCGUAGGGGACGAGGGGAAAGUUAAGGCAGAGUGAACCAUUCUCCCUGCCUUUUUCUCCUCCCCCCAUCCCCCAACAUUUUUUUCGUUUGACCUUUUACUUUACGAACACGAACGAAAAACACACCCGAGAAAAAAAACGCAGGUUGGUAAACGGUUAUCCUGCAAUAGACGGUACUACCUGCGAACUCCCUUUUUCUUAUUGAUUUAUUGGCUUAUCAGUACGCCAAGAGAGGGCACCACAAUACUUACCAGUAUGGGCUGGGUGGAUUCUCCUUCCCACACACACUGAAGAGCCUGAGGCACAGAAGUUUAUUAACCCUGUAAGUCCUAAUAGUGACCGACAUCAAUUUUCUCCUCAAAAUAUCCAUUCAUUGGCAAGAGAUAAGGUUAUGAGAAUUAAUAACAUGAUCACCAUAGAGAAAAUACCUUGAUCUUUUAUCAAGUUCUCUCAACUCAUUAUUUAAGGAAAUGUAUGGAGACCAGUUUGGAGAAUUUGUGAGUGGAUAUUGGGACUUAAAGGGUUAACUGCAUCGACUAAUGAUGCGAUCAUAUGAACUGAGACACGGUCUUGAGCACAGUUAGCCUACGAACCGCAGACGUAUUUCCGGUCGUAGGGAGAGAAGCGACGACCGGAAAUACGUCUGCGGUUGGCAGGCUACAACGCAGUCAGCGUGAUCUAGAUUUCAAUAGCUCUGUUUGGUGGUUCGAAAGGAAUUCAAAUCCUCCCGCUCUGCAAGGGCUCGUUGUUUGACUGUAUUCUGGAAUAAGAACAAUGAAAUAAACUCUAGAAAUCACUCACGAUUCGUUACAUCGUAACAUCUGCAAAUCUGGCGAAACGCAGUUUUCAGAUACAGCAGCCAGUAUUCCAUUGGUCCAAAAAUCUCGAUAAAAUAGACUUGUUACAAAAUUCAUAGACUGUUCACAGUCCUCUAUUUUUCCGUAAGAUCGUCGAGAUCGAGCGCUUUGCGUUACGGCCUUCCAUCUUGCACGACUGUGUCAAAACUACUUAGGGGGCGGGGGCGGUUUGGGAGGAAGCGAGGAAAAUUCCUAUUGGCCAGAACCUCUUUAGAACCUCUAAUUUGAUCGGUUCUUGUUGGCUCGAAGCUCUAUUGUUUCAGAGUUGGGGUUCAAGUUAGUUUUUUGGGGGUUAGGGCUAUCUAUUGUUUUCUAAACCAAUCCUGUGAGCCGUUCUUAGAGCUUCCGGCCCACCCCAUUCUCUACCUCUAUUUUUCUCGCCCCCCUCCCCCUAGAGAUAUAAUCCCCGACGCCCGCCCCCUAGGUACAUUUGAAAAUCAAGAUGGCCGCCAUUAACGCUAAGAUGCGCUAUAUCUCGACGAUCUCACGAAAAAAUAGGGGACUGUGAACAGUCUACAAAAUUUAUGGCGUAUUUGGGAAUGCGGCUAAUCGAACGCACCCAUUGUUAACGGCGUGGCGAUUUAUAGGUUGUUGCUUUUCAAAGCCUCUUAAUGCGGGCCCGUAUUGUAUGAUCGACGAUUUCGCAAAUUCGGAAGUGAUGGCGACGAACUGUAUCAAAGUAUCAUCUAGCGUAUAUUAAUUUGCUUUUUCCCUUUUAGUUACUGGAGUUCGAUCAGCAGAGCGCGAUGCUGCCAGAAAAUGGUGGCAGAUAUAAAAGUGAACAGGUAUAUCUAUAGUAAGACAUUAAGAGCCGUAGUGUCAAGACUAUUUGAAUUGGUAUAAUCGAUUUAAAGUUUAAAGUAAAACACAUUGCAAUCAAAGACGCUCUUUUCGCCAUCUUUUCUUCAAUUGAUGCUAACAGCUCUAGCCCGUAGUUCGAGGAGGCCUAACCUCUCAUAAGCUCCUAUAGUUUCUGUUAGGUCUCCUCGCCACUUUUUGCUAUAUUUUUGUAAUUUCUAUUAUUGUGUCGCAAGUAAAAUAAAAGAAAUAAAAUCGUAGGUGAAUUUCCAUAAGGAAAAACAAAAACCUGGGCAGGGGGUUGAAACCUCAUUCCAAGGACUUUCCCUUUUCUCACUCCUUCCGAAUGUCUAAGGAAGAAGCCUUGUAGAAAAGGUUGCAUGAUUAUAGUAAAUUACAGUAUAAUAUAUAGGUUUAUUCACGGCUAAAAGCGAAGCUCUCGAUAAUAUUUAUAGUUUGUUCAAACAAAAUAUAGAGGUGAUGUUACACGGGACGAUUCGCAACGACGAUUUUUACCGUAACACAGCGUUGCAUUGUUGUUUCGACAUUGUUUCAAAUGUUUGCAACAUUGUUCUAAUUUUGCAACGCUUCGUUGCGCUAAAAAUUGUCGUUGGGAAUCGUCCCGUGUAACAUCACCUUAAAAUCGUGUAAUUCUAAACGGCGAAGGCAACGCUGGAGAACGGUGAAAAACAACAAUAGGUCUAAUUAGCAAAAAUCAACUUUGCACGUGCAGCACACCUUUUUGUACAUUUCUUUGCCGUUGUUUUGCACGGCUACAACCUGAAUCUUCCAGAAACUUCUUAGUUACACGUUUUUUGGAGAAAGUGUCGUACGUGUGCUCGUUCACGUUUUUUUCACUGCCGCCCAUUUUCACCUUGCAUUGGUGGCCGCCAACAUUUCUCCUUUUGUCACCGCCGAUACAAAAUUUUCAUGUUCUUCCAUGAAAAAUGUCUCCUUUGUUUUUUACCUCUCGCUCUAGAUCUCUGUCGCCCUUUUUCUCGUUGAGCUUCGCUGCCCUGCCGCUUUUCUCUUUUUCUCUGUCUUUCUCUUGCUCUAUAUUCUAAAUUUAUGGACCUAAUCUAAGCUUAAUACUUUAGACAACACGGAUACAGAAACAAUUUCCGCUUUCCGUUUUCGUCUUUAUUGACUCUUUAGUUGUCUCUGCUUUACAAGACGCCGGUGGCUAUGCGGCGAUUUCCCGCCAAAAUAACCUGGAGUUGCAAUUGGGUUGCCAAACCUGUUGAUUGAGUUAUUUUACAUUGGUAUACCUGUGGUACGGACGAACGGUCGUUCGGGCGUACAGUCACGUGAUUACCAAAUUUUCUUGGAUGGGUAGAUUACUUCAUUUUCUUACCUAUGGGGCUCCGCUGCGCGUGCUUCGCGCGCGAGAGCUCCGCUAAUACUUCAAACUGCCUCUUGUUAGCCCCACCACUAAUAACACCUCCCCCCACCCCCAGCUAUUGGCCCACCUACUUGUAAACAAAAGAAAAAAAACGUGCGAUUGUAAGCCCCUUUCUAGAUUUACUGAAUUAUAUUCGAUUUAUUAUGACUGUUCAAAGCUUAAUUAAAAACCAGAAAGUAAAUGCAAAAAUUAUUUAAUCAGCACUGCUAUAGCUUGUUUCGAAGAGGUUUUUACUACGUCGGUAAUGAGCCCCUGGGUUAUAAGCCCUCCUAAAACCCCGUACGGAAAUGUAUAAGCCCAGGGUUGAUAAGCGCCAGUUAAUAUACGGUAAUAGGCCCUUUGCAGCUAGCCAUUCACGUUCGCACUGGGACAAGACAAACAAAAGACGUACAUAAUUUGAAAUAGUAAUUUUCUUUGUUUGUCUUGUCCUAAUGCGACUUUUGCUCUCCAACAUGGCGGUUUUGUACUACGUGAAUGGCUAGCUGCAAAGGGCCUAUUGUCUUAUGUAAAAUUCGCUUUCUUGAGUUCUAAAAUAGCUUAAAAUUAUACCGACUGCAGAGGUACAGACUCGACAACUGUUGGAUAUUUCAUAACUUCUUACUUACCUUUUACUGCAGGUUCAUCAAGUAAGGGACUAAAAUGAUGAAAUACUUAUGACGCAACGUCUACUUUCGACACAAAGAAAGACAAGAAGCCAAGUAGUUCACUUAGUCGAUAUAAAAGAGCAUUUAUUGCAUUUGUAACUUUCCUAAAUCCGCACCCUCAGGAAGCGGAUAGAGGUUCCAUAACUGGAGUUGGUUCUUAAAAGGGCUGCGUCACGGCUAGUUAGUUCAUUCAGCAAUGGAAGGGCUCCUGGUGCAUUUUGAUAAAAAUUAUUUCAAAUUAUUCCAAUUAGAAAUUACUUGUGAAUGGUAAAAUCACAGCUUUGGGUCAAACAAAUAUGUCUCCCAAGCAUUAUAUCAAACGUUACAAACCAUAAAAUGAACUUUGAAAAACUGUUCGGUUAA
Porites evermanni is the source of this 5599-nucleotide messenger RNA. NCBI's taxonomy places the organism in Eukaryota, Metazoa, Cnidaria, Anthozoa, Scleractinia, Poritidae. The record is from the annotation of a GenBank genome assembly.